Molecule: messenger RNA, 4129 nt
Organism: Pseudoliparis swirei
Lineage: Eukaryota; Metazoa; Chordata; Actinopteri; Perciformes; Liparidae
Gene: ark2n
Product: arkadia (rnf111) N-terminal like PKA signaling regulator 2n
Exons: 5
Coding region: 261-1580 (439 amino acids)
Biological process (GO): ubiquitin-dependent protein catabolic process
Molecular function (GO): ubiquitin protein ligase activity
Source: RefSeq, a predicted model, not a curated record
ACAUUUUAAAAUAAACACACAGCUAACCGCUAACUGCUAUCUGGGCUUCGCGAAGGUGCGAGCGCACUGCGCCAAAAACACGUUCAGAUUAGUCUAAGUUGUAAAGAAGUAAAGUAUAUUUAGCGGGGCGUCGUCCAUGCAACGUAAAUCCAAGAGGCUACACAAUACCGAAGAUGUUGAAGAGUCUGACACAGAGAAGAAGAAUAUAACUAAACGCCGCGCAGGUCAGCUCCUGUCCAGGCACAUCGGUCCAUGUUUGUAUGGACCUUUGGGAUAGCGUGAAGAUGGCUGACUCAGACAAGGCAGAGGAUUUUGUGGAUGCAGAGUGCCUUGAUGAAGCACAGUCAGCCACAGGCUCUGUUCAGGGAGAGCAGGAUGAGCAUCUAAAAUCAGAGGCCACCACCAGUACCAGCUCACCGCCAAGGGAAAAGGAGGGAGACAGCCCCUUGACUACAGAGGGCGAGCAAAGUCUCCUCUCAAUGCCAUGCCUGAUGAAGGAGCUCCGCCGAGACUCCCCAGAGUCCCAGCAUGCCUCCACAGAGAGCGACAAGCCUGUAUCCCAUCAUGUCUAUGAGAGCGACUCCUCAAACAACUGCAUGCUCUCCCCCUCAUCCAGUGGCCACCUCGCCGACUCAGACACGCUCUCCUCGGGGGACGAAGGGACUGCUCCUCCCAUCGGAAAAGAUGAAGAUGGCAACAUGGAAGCUGCAAAUGAUCCUGGGCAGACAGCAGGAAGGCAGUCGUCGUCUACGUCUACAGGGGGGAGGAAGUCCCGACGGUCACGUUCAGAGAGCGAGACGCUGCCUAAUGCAAUGGCUGCAAAGAAAAAUCGUUGCCAGCCCAUCUCAGUAGCAGCUGGAGGGCAGGAAAAACAAACCAAUGGCAAGCUGGCAAAAGUGAAAGGUCACCGUAGCCAGAAACACAAGGAGCGAAUGCGUUUGCUGAGGCAAAAACGGGAGGCGGCAGCACGGAAGAAGUACAACCUGCUGCAGGACAGCAGUACGAGUGACAGCGAGCUCACGUGUGACUCCAGCACCAGCUCCUCUGAGGACGAGGAGGACGACACUUCAGGAGGUAGCAAGACAAUCAAGACAGAUAUAACAGACGCUCUUCCAGUAGUGGGUCACUUUGAUAUUUCAGACACUGAUUCUAACCAGGAGAGUGUGAGUGUGGAGACAGUCCGGCCCACGGUGAUAAAGCAUGAGCUAAAAACACACAGAGGCCGGGAUAUGGCAGCUCGCCCUGGGUGUAUAGGAGCUCUGUGCUCUCUCUCAGGCCACGUGGAGGCAGAGCUGUCGCACAAGGAAAGUUCUCAGCGCAACAAGGGCCAGAUUCACAUUGCCACCUCUGACAGCGAGGUGGAGAUAGUCGGAGUGCAAGAGAAAGCACGAUGUGCCCAUCCAUGCGGAGGAGUAAUAAAGAGUCUGUCCACCUGGAAGGAGAAGUCAGUGGAGCAGCUAAACAGCACAAAUCAACCACCGCUCUGGACUACUGUUUCCCCCCAGCCCAACUGGGUGUCCCCACCUGAAGUGGUGGACCUCACCCUGGACGAGGACGCCGGACACAAAUACCUACUUUAAACAACUCGUACACUGAAGACUCCUCAUUUCUCCUCCUCCUCCUGCCUUGCCUCCAUGUUGCGGCUGAAACCCCUCCUGUAGUCGCGGCCUCGCCUGUCACCGCUCGCGGACUCUUCCCGCUCCAGAGCACCUUUUUGAUUUUCUUUUACUUACUUUUAAACAGUCACACUUAUUCCCGCGAUCUGAAUUUAGUUCUCUUUUUGGCACAGCACUUCAAAGUGUACGGCGUAUUUAUCUGUUUCUGAGAGCAAUAUCCCAUCAUGUAAUACCCCAACGCCCCCUGGUUUAGUGUUGUGCGCUUGCAAGCCGUAUCGCGACAACGUCAAGUUGCUGCUGGAGAGCAGGUCGGUAUCUGCUUCACUCCACUCUGAACGGCAUAUUCUUUAAUCUGCAGUCACCUGUGGUCGAGGCGAUGAAGGCAGCUGGAACUCUUUUCUGCGGAGCACAACUUUCGCUCUGUACCAGUAGAGGAUCCAUUUUGUUUUUCCAAAGUCUCACCACUGGUUUUGCGGUUGGUCCAGUCUGCACCGAUGGCUUUGUGUCACGCUACUGUGUGCAGCAUCGGUACAGCUCGUGCUCUGCUGCUGCCGGAGGGGAGAGUUUAGGUUCUUUUUAAAGAAAUAGUUUCACAUUCUGUGGAUUCCCCUCUUUCACUUCAUGCCGAAUGUCAGAUGAGAAGUUUGAUACCACCUUCAGACACGAGUGGCGCCCAUCCUCCAGCAUCAAGGAGAUUAAAUGCGUUUCCCUUAAUCUCUUGUUUUCUCCUCUACCAUAUUACAACUAGAACGGGCACUCGGUAGAGUGCAUACCUUCGCAUAUCACAAGAUUGGGCAUUGAAUUAUGAACAUUUUGGCAUUAGUUGCAUGCCAAUUGGACACAAAUGUAUCGUGCUAUGGUAAAAAAAAGAUUUUGACCUUUCCAUGACCUUGACCUUUGACCCGAUUGAUCCCAAAAUCUAAUCAAAUUGUCCCCGGAUAAUAAACAAUCAUCCCACCAAAUUUCAUGCGAUUCGGUUCAAUACUUUUUGAGUUCUGCGAAAGAUUUUGACCUGUUCAUGACCUUGACCUUUGACCCGAUCGAUCCCAAAAUCUAAUCAACUGGUCCCCGGAUAAUAAACAAUCAUCCCACCAAAUUUCAUGCGAUUCGGUUCAAUACUUUUUGAGUUUUGCGAAUAACACCCAUACAAAUAAAUAAAUAAAUAAAUACACGGCGAUCAAAACAUAACCUUCCGGCAUUUUCAAUGCGAAGGUAAUAAGACAUAAACCAACUGUUCAGACUCGACACGUUUCCACCAUAGCACAGAUGUGCUAUUUUGGCAAUAGAAAUGCUGCACGUCGUCUCCCAGGUGACGUAGUCGGCAGCGAAUGUAUGACCCGCCGGGCAGACUGGCUGCACUUGAUGUCUGCCGCUCACCUUCUUGAGCGGACACCUUUUAAACCUCUGGGGACCCCUUCAUGACAACGGAAGAACAGCAUCCUCCGUGUAAUACUGCAAAGCGAGAUGGCCCGAAUGCCUUGAAAAGUGCACUAUUUUCUUUUGGACUCGUACAAAGCUUAUUCUUUUACCUUACAGAGCAGUGAAUUUUGCUAUCGACAAUAAAUAUUUUAAUAAUAGAUGUGAAUUUAGCACAAAUAAAAACAACCUAAGUGGUGUUGAGUUACAGUAGAACCCUUUUCUGUGUGGCCUGUUUCCCCCGGAUCCUCGGGGCCUGCUUGCUCUUUCCUUGUGGUCUUAUUUUUGUCUUCAUGCUGAACUGCAGCCACACUGGAUCUAUGUAUCCAAGACCCAACUUCACACUGUUAGAACACCUGAGAGUUGUGUCAUUUCAUAUUUAACAUCUACUUUCCAAAAGAGAUGUCUGAGAAUUGUAGAAUCAAAUUAUUUUACUUCUGCUGGUCACAGAAGGGAAGAAAAAAAUAUAUAUAAAAAAGGAACUAAACCAAAGUCUAAAUGGAUUUUUCUUUUCUUUCUGGGUUUAAAAUGCGCUUCCUUAGUCUAAAUAUUUUCAUUUGGAAGUCGAUGCAUUUGUUGUGAAAAGAGGUGGCGUGAACUCUUUCAAACCCGAUCGGUUCAGUGUGAUGUGUGUUCUGUUUUCCUCCGGCCAGUUCUUUCCACGAUAUGCAGCGACCACUGUCAUGACAAUUAUUUUACCGGACCACUUCUGCUUGCAAAAAAACAUUUUGCCAUAGUCCCUUAGGAUUAUUAUAUAUGUUGGUAAGACUCGCGUCUCUUGUGAUAAAGGUUGAGGGCAGUGCUGCCCGACUGGUUGCACAUCGCAUGUUUGGUCACAUCUUUAACCUCAAGUCAGAUAUUAUCCUCAUGACCAGUCAUUUAGCUUUGCUCUUCUGUUAUUGUUUUAUUUUACUGUCAGUAUUUUUAUUUUAUUUUUAAGGGGUUUAUUUUGUUGCUUUUGCAAGUCCUUGACUUCCUUGAAAUGUCUGUAGAACAAAAAGAAACUAUUUUAAAACUAAAUAAAUAGAGCGUUAUUUAAUGAGACUCUUGUACAGCAGUGCAUUUCCUUCUCUAAUAAACAUUCAUUUUACAAGCAG